Messenger RNA from Gopherus flavomarginatus (Mexican gopher tortoise), 2612 nucleotides. RefSeq names its product transmembrane ascorbate-dependent reductase CYB561. Bases 144 to 905 code for a protein of 253 amino acids. Gene Ontology annotation, cellular component: lysosomal membrane. The transcript is spliced from 6 exons. NCBI's taxonomy places the organism in Eukaryota, Metazoa, Chordata, Testudines, Testudinidae. Gene Ontology annotation, molecular function: oxidoreductase activity. The record is from RefSeq and is a predicted model, not a curated record.
CCAGCAGCUGUCAUUUGGCAGAUGACACUGAAACGCAGAGAGGCUGUUCUCGCUGCUGUUGGAGACUGAAGUGUGGUGUGGACUGCCUGUCUAGGAGUCUAUCCUGAGAUUUUGUCCCAGGCGUGUCCCUGGCCUCGCCUGGCAUGGAGGACAGUCUCACAAGGCCUUCGAGCCCAGCAGGGCUCUCCUGUUACAUGGCAGUUUCUCAGCUGUUAGGUUUGACUGUGAUUGCCAUGACCGGAGCCUGGAUGGGCCAGUACCGGGGCGGUAUUGCUUGGGAAAGCGCGCUGCAGUUCAACGUCCACCCUCUCUGCAUGGUCAUUGGCAUGGUCUUCCUCCAAGGGGAUGCUCUCCUGGUUUACCGGGUCUUCAGGAACGAGACCAAGCGCUCGGCCAAAAUCCUCCACGGGCUCCUCCACGCCUUUGCGCUGGUCAUCGCCCUUGUGGGUGUGAUAGCCGUGUUCGAUUACCACAGGAAGAAAGGCUUUGCAGACAUGUACAGCCUGCACAGCUGGUGUGGAAUAGCAGCCUUCAGCCUCUACUUCAUCCAGUGGCUCAUGGGCUUCAGUUUCUUCCUGUUUCCUGGAGCAUCCUUCUCACUCCGCAGCAGAUACAAACCACAGCACGUCUUCUUUGGCGUCUUCCUCCUCGUUCUCUCCAUCGCCACGUGCCUGCUGGGCAUCAAGGAGCUGCUCCUCUUCAGUAUCCAGGCUACCUACAGCUCGUUCGUGCCGGAAGGGAUCCUGGCCAACGUCCUGGGCCUGCUGCUGAUCGGCUUUGGGCUGGUGAUCGGCUACAUCCUGACACGGGACGAGUGGAAGCGGCCGCCCCUGGCUGAGGAGCUGGCCCUGUCCAUGGAUUUUAAAACCCUCACUAAGGGGGAGAGCCCCAGCAGCAGCCAGUGAUGGCUCCCUGCGCUGUGGGGCUCCCCCCAGAGGCAGGGCUGGGGUGGACUUCAUGGUCGCUGCUCACCCUGCAUGUACUAGCCCCUCCGGUGUCUGUUGCUGGUGUGUUGGUGUUGCUGUGAUCUCUCUGCCAUGUGCUGGUUGUUACAUGUACAGCUGGUGUGGGGGGGGGCCUCUGCUUUAACCCCUUGUCUGCAGGGGAGCUGUGUGCUAAGGCAGCAGCUUGGAGCCCCAUCCUGGUAAUAGGCAUCAUGUUGCUCUGGGACGAGCCACGUUCUCCCACUGAGCCCUUAUACCAGCCAUGGCCACUUCCCUGCCACCCAAAUCAUGGGGGAUGGGCUUUGUAUGUGGCAGGCGCAGGGGCAUUCCCAGUUGGCUGAGCUGCUGUGCGGGGGAGAGGUUUGGAUCCCUCACCCCUCAAGCAACAGGAUGGCCGCAUUUCCAUUUCCCAGCCUGCCUGGCUAGUUAGCAUGAGGCCCACUAACUCAAGUGCGGAUGAAGGUCAGGGCCUGGCUCGCUCCUUGGGCUGCCUGAAGAUUUCUCCCUCCUGGAGUUCAUGCAGGCUGCUAAGCGGUGUGUUGAACACCAUGCUCCAUGGCAGCCAAACCCCGUUCUCUAGGAGCCUUGUUUUAAACCCUCCCUCACUUGCAUGCAAAGCUUUGUGUGUGUCGCGGGCUAGGGUAUUUUUAAUGACAGCAGCACCUCUCUCUGAUCAGUCAGUGGGUGGGGGUGUGUACAUGUGCUGCUGUCUGCUGUAGGUAAGAUAACCUGCCCUGGCCCUUAAACAGCAGUGUCCUUAGAACUCCUCAUCCCUGCUACCUCUCGUUCCUGACAGGGGCUGCCCUGUGGGCUCUUGCUAGCAGCUCCAUUCUGCUUACAGGUGGUGCUCCAGCCAGCUGACAGUGAGCAGAGUAGAAAUGCAGGUUGGUAAGGUCUAGUGAUGGGGUGGGCAGUGAAUUUGUUUUAACAUUAAAGGCCUAGUUUCCCCCAGCUCUCAGUGCAGGGGGCACAGUCCCUGUCUGCACGAGUGACCCAUGACAGCUGCCAGGGGCUUUUCUUUACAUCAAAACUUUCCCAUCUGUUUGCUCUUCUCUGUAAUGAGAUGCAAGACUGCAGGUGUUGCCAGGCAUUGCUGGUGCCUAGUGAUACUGCAGCAAAGACUUUUGCAUUGAUCACCUGUUAAAUAUUCCCUUCAUGCAUGACUGAUCAGGGACUAGCCUGCCCCCCCUCCCAGUGCAGCUUUGUAUGCAGAGCAAGGCAGGCUCUGCUGCUGCGGGUUGAACUGUGCAUGGGGGCGAGGUUAGCAGACUAACCCUGUUUCCAUGGGGCUGCUUGAGAGCCUUCUAGCCAUGCUUUCCUCAAAGAGUGGUUAAGCACCCCCCUCUCCCCAUGCUGACGGGUAAUAGAGCACACCUGUGUCCCAGGUGGUCCAGGAUGCUGUUGUGUGAUAACAGCUGUACCCUGGCCAACUUGUUUGUAAUCCCAUCUCUUCAUUAUACAACAUGGGUGUUCAAAGGGAGACAUGGCCCCCUUAGCCACAGUGCAACUCCCCAGGUGGCCACAGAGCACAGGCUGAAAACGGCUCCUGUUUCAGGGGGUCUGCCAAGCAGCAUCGGCAUUAGAGCCCUAAGCAGAAAAAGCCAAAGUUGUCCCCACAGGAAUGAAAGGGAUGGGGCAGGGCCCUGGCUUUUAUAUGCAGAAAAACAA